This is a messenger RNA of Aplysia californica (California sea hare), 2844 nucleotides long. RefSeq lists its product as uncharacterized. Lineage: Eukaryota; Metazoa; Mollusca; Gastropoda; Aplysiida; Aplysiidae. The coding region runs from base 865 to 2739 and encodes 624 amino acids. The transcript is spliced from 3 exons. The record is from RefSeq and is a predicted model, not a curated record.
AUCGCUUUCGAUAAGAAGGGGUGUAAAUGACGGUGAUCGCUGGACCGUUUUGAUUAGAGCGUUAGAAUGGAUCGAAACUCUGUGGGGCCUGUACCCGCUUGUGUUUAUUGAUCAACGCCGAAUAAUGAUCUACGAAUAAGGGAUUUUGAACCCGUUGCGAAAACCAAAUCUCAGUUUAGGUUGACUGCGCCCACAAACAGAGAAAGGGGCCAGGAGAAAGGAGGAACGUUUUAGGAGUAGUGUGCUAGGCUAGCUUACCGUGCCUAUUGUGUCUGGUUGGACCGGUAGCGAUAACAAAGCGAGAUUCAAGUAUCUGUUAGUGCUGGGAGAUAUUAUAAAUCUUCCCUUGCCUGUGUGUGACUGGUUCAGCGUGCUGACGCUUGAAGUUGAAGUAAGGCGGGGCUGUGUUGCAUUAUAUCGGGCCUGUCCUGGGGAUUGUCUUGUUGAACAGGUUCGGAAAGGAAAGUUUCAGGAAGAGGAGAUGAGGAGAGCAAAUGAAAGCAAUGAACACUCUCCUUUCAGCACCCUCGACGAAACAGGGACACCCUCAAGAUGACGUAUGAGGAGAGGGUAUUUAUCACGUGCUGUUUUCACUCAACUACCACGGCUGUGAACAGCCUGUCUGUGUGGCAUCGUCUGCUGCUCAGAAGACAUUUAUAUCUCCAGAGAUCUAGUCUUAUGAAGGAAAGGUUGGAGGAACGCAAAACAUUAAAUGAAAUUCAAACUAUAGGCUAAAAGAAUAGAACAUACUUGUUGGUUAAAGUCAUGAGACGGAAGUUAACGGAUUUUCGGGCUUUUCACGAAUGUUUUCUAUUUGGAAAUUGCUAAGAAACAAAGAAUUAUGUACCCUAAAGUUGCCUCGGAAUGACAAAUGCUACACAGAGCAGAUAUAGAUCUGAGAUCUUCAACGAGGAUCUUAACUUACCAGAUGACGAGGAGUUGGCCCAACGCGAGGAAGAAGCAGUCAUGACUGUGGCUUGCACGCCGUCUGAGAGCCCGGUCCAGGGACAUCCGCUGUCCGACUCGAGGCUCCAGCAGCUAGUAGAAGAUCUUGCAGACGAAGCUGAACAACAAGCCGUUCUCGACACUGUCGCUAUAGAAACAGAACAGGAGGAUGACAUCCCGGAAAUGGUGUGUGGAUGGGGAUGCUCGACUUCCUCACUGCCGAAAGCCCCUCAACCAAAGCGUGUCGUGGGUUUAAGACGGCGAAACCCCCGGGCCAUGGCCUCGGAAAUUGACACGUCCAAGAUGGUUGUCCGUUGUGUGAAGGAAGAUUACAACUCAGAGCAUCACAAGAUUGCGUGGAAGGCCAACGUAGAACCUGGUACGUAUAGAUAUAUUUGCAAUAAUGGAAUCUACAGAUCAACCAAAUUUGCAAACACCGGGACAGACUGGGUAACGGCAAAGAGAUCUAGAUUUUUUACAGAGCGCUCCGUACCCAAUCCUGAAGUUCGCCAAGCACAGAGGACGCUAAAAAAAGAUCUCAACCAACAUUUCCGAGCUCAACAACAAGAACACUACCUACAGAUCCCAGAGCACCCAACUUUCCACCUGACCCAUGGGCCGAGCCUCCGCCAAUCGGACGGUUUAGUCGUCCCGUCCACGGCACCGACAGUCAACGUCACGGGAGCCUCGUCUCCCCGUGCAGCCACCUGCACCGAAUCCUCACGUCCCAUCACCAACGAUCAACAGAAGGACCCCAAGAUGGUGAAAUCGGCGAGUGACCUCUUCGUGGAGAACUUUUCCUCCAGAAUGACCGCCUUUGAGAAGGAAAAGAGCGACGUACACCCGAAGACACCGGACAACGGUCUCAAACCCGGCACCAUUCCCGCCAGCGCCGUGUCUGCUAUUCACAACACACACCUCCGUCGAAUCCAUGACUCUCCCGACACGGCGAAAUUCCUGGCGAAACAGGCGGAGGACAUAGCUAAAGACGUUUUCAUGGUGAAACCUGUGCUUCGGGCAGAGCAACCUCUGAAACCUUUAGAAAAGUUAACCCCACAGCAAAAGAACUCAGAGAGGCAUGGGAAUGAGUCCGAUAGAGGGUCGACCGCAACAAAUUCCAACCGAGAGUCGCCCUCCCUGUCCACGUCCUUCAUGACUGCUAUGAACGCCUUCGCACAGAUACAUCACCAGCACAAUCGGGAGACUAACCAAAGUAAAUCCAACCCGACGACGUUCAGACAACACCCGGGGAGACAGAGCAUUAUAAGCAACUGCAGUGGUACAAGCCAGAGUGAUACCGACUCCCUUAGUUCGGUGAGGAACGCUCUCACGCUCACCAACAACGACAUUGAGAAGAUGCGGUCUUGCCCUUCCAUGAACUAUUAUGCAAUGCGAGACUACAGCCGGUUUCUCACUGGUAAAGGUGGAGGGAAACUGCCGGGUCCUACCAACAUCACCGGUAAGACUCAGGGAAGUCAGCGGAGAGCGGCUCUUGCCUCCAAGGUCCUCUCCACGUCCAACAUUCACCACCACCAUUCCCUGAAUUCGGCCAGUUCCUAUCAUGGUGGCUCUAGCCAUUUUCAUGCAUCGAUCGGUAAUGGCGGCAAGCCAAAUGCCGGGGAGGACGUCAGAAGUAUAACGUCAGACCCAGCCACUGAAACAACCAGUGUCAAUACGUCAUCAGUUUCUGCUCCAGGAAAAACUCUCCGAGAAGCUAAAGCACAAAGCAUGUCUCUGCCUGAGAUUGCCGGGAAACGCCUUUCUGUAGCCGCGAGCAGCCACCGAAUGUUAUGAGGUGCUCUCUUUAUAAGAAAUUGUUGAUAUUAUCGUAUUUGAGAAAAUAAAGCAUGUUGAUGUAUUUUACACCUAUUCUGUAAUAAAAUAUUCGGAACAAGAGAG